UCCAUGUGGGUAGCCUGCCCUUCCCGCGACGCAGGAGCCAAUCCUGUUGCAGCGGAGCCUGUGCUGCCUAGAAACUAUGUGGGAAUCCGUAUAACGCGACGCGACGCGAGCGGUUAGAGGCGGGCGGAAGCUCGGCGUCGGCGUGCUCCAAGCUUGGCGGAGAAGAAAGCCCAUUCACUCCCCUUGCCUUUCUUUCACUCUUCUUGUUUUAUAUUCUUAAUAUAAAUGAGUCUGCGUUUGUUCGCACACUUCCGCGUUCAUCUCGAAGCGCUUGACACUACGAAGUGUGGCUGCUCUGUGUGUGUUGUCAUUUUUAUUUUGUCUGUUUUUUGUGAGAGUGGCCUCUUGGAAAAGUCAUUUCGUCCGUCUGUAUGUUUCACGUAUAUUGAGGACUGACAAUAAAUGCUAGCAUACCGUCUGCGAUGUGGCUCGUGGCUCGUGGCUCGGCGCAGUAGCUGAGACUCACCGGAGGAGCGGUCAGUGCGUCUGCCUCCCGUUUCUGACGUUCGGGUCCGGCUCUCCCAGUGCUUGCGUGGUUUUCCGCGGGUACUCGGGCUUCCUCCCACAUUCCAAAAACAUCCACGUUAGCUUAAUUGAAGAGUCUAAAUUGUCAGUGGGGGUGGCCCCUGCAUUGGCUGACGACCAGUUCAGGGUGUACCUCGCCUCUCGCCCAAAGUCAGCAGGGAUGGGUCGCAGCACACCCGUGACCCAGUGAGGAUAAGUUGCAUCGAAAGACUCGCGAUGAACAGGAUCCGAAUCCACGUCCUGCCGAGCAGCCGGAACCGGCUGGCGCAGCAGGCGGCGCGUCCUCAGGAGGCGCAGACGUGCGCCUUCACGCAGCGGCCGUGCUCCCAACCACGUCUGGACGGCUUGGAGUUCUGCAUCAAACACAUUCUGGAGGACAAGAGCGCCCCGUACAAGCAAUGCAAUUACGUCUCCGCUAAGAAUGGCAAACGCUGCCCCAACGCUGCGCCAAAGGUCGAGAGGAAAGACGGUGUGACAUUCUGUGCCGAGCACGCCCGCAGGAAUGCCAUGGCCCUCCGCGCUCAGAUGAGGAAGGCGUCGUCCGGUCCGUCGCCAGAGACGCUGCUGUCCCAGCUGAGCGGGUACAGCCGCGCAGAAACGCGCGGCCUCGAUGGCGGUCGCUCCGAAGCGAGUCGUAUUCUCGAUGAGGACAGUCCAAUGAGUGAGGAGGAGCAGGGUCCCCUGGUACUGGACCAGACGUGGAGAGGAGACCCUGAAAGUGAGGCCGACAGCAUCGACAGCGAGCACGAGGAUCCUCUCAAACAUGCUGGCGUGUACACGGCGGAGGAGGUGGCGCUCUUCACUCGAGAGAAACUCAUCAGGCUCCAGUCCCUCUACAUUGACCAGUUCAAACGCCUGCAGCAUCUGCUGAAGGAGAAGAAGCGCAGAUAUCUGCACAACCGCAAAGUCGAGCACGAAACCAUCGGAAGCAGUCUUCUGACAGGACCCGAAGGCCUGUCCGUAAAGGAGAGGGAGAACCUGAAAAAGCUCAAAGCGCUCCGUCGCUACCGCCGCCGCUACGGUGUGGAAGCUCUGCUGCACCGGCAGCUGAGAGAGCGAAGACAGACGGUGACAGACGGAGCUCCUCAGGUGCACCCGCGAGCGUCGCAGGAGAAAUGCAUUUCCUUCAUGGAUGGAAGUCGAUGCUGCAAUCCCUGCCUUCCCUUGACCCGGCACUGCGUCUCCCACAUCUCCCAGGACAGCAACCAGGUUCUUUUCAGAAGCUGCCCGGGAACCAAGGACAUCCCGUGCGAACGUACAGUGCACAUGGGCCAGUCGGACGACCCCCGCUGCCCGCUUCACCUCCCCCUGCCUCCCCCCAUGCACCAGCCGGAGCAGGAGCCCCCCCCGCAGGAGCAUCUGACCCCCACCGGCAGAGACCUGUACCUGAGCGCCGCCGAGCUCCAGCCCACCGAAAGCCUACCCCUGGAGUUCAGUGACGACCUGGACGUGGAAGGAGACGGGACGCAGGGUCCUCCGUCCCCCCUUCAGUUUGACACGGCCCUGGCCCUCGAGGACCAGACCAUCCGUGCGAUCGCCGAGGCCCCGAUGGACCUCCUGACCGCCGACGACCCGGAUCAGGUCGACCUGGACGCGUCGGGACAGGACAUCGACGACGUUGCGGACGAGCAGGUUGCGUCCGAGGCGGCGGUGGCCAAAGAAGACUCUCCCAGAUGAAGAAAGCGUUUUCAAGUGUGCCGAGUGUUCGCCGGCUGGUCUUUGAGUGCUCCCGUCUGCUCGCAAUAAACU
Molecule: messenger RNA, 2274 nt
Organism: Phycodurus eques (leafy seadragon)
Lineage: Eukaryota; Metazoa; Chordata; Actinopteri; Syngnathiformes; Syngnathidae
Gene: kansl2
Product: KAT8 regulatory NSL complex subunit 2
Exons: 10
Coding region: 742-2202 (486 amino acids)
Cellular component (GO): NSL complex
Source: RefSeq, a predicted model, not a curated record